CUUUAUGAGCUCAUUUUGAGUGGCUAAUGAUUUGUUUUAAUGUCUGCUUGUUAAUUUUGAAAAAUUUAUUUAAUUGUGAAGAGUGCAGAUUUAAGUGGAUCAUUUUUGCUCGUAGAAACAUUUCCUGAGAUAAAUUGUAAUUAAUUUUUAUCAUUAAUCAACAGAAACAAUUGUCUACCGCUUUAAUUUCAUUUCAUGUUCCGGUUUUUCAAGUAAAGGUUUAUCACUUUGUUUUAUCAGAUGAUAAAAAUGAACAAUGAUGUUUACCUGUUUAUAUUUUUGCGUGAUUUCGUGUUUAAUCAUAUGUGUUUAGCCAUGUUCAGAUAUUUAUCUAAACGAUUUGGUCGACAUCAGAACCAUUCAACGAAACCUCUAAUUGAAUCAGAUGCCAAUAAUAUUGUUGUCUAUCCAUCAAAUAAAUCCAAUUUGAAAAAUUUCCUUGAGUGUAAAAUACAGCUUUUAGAUGGAAAUUUAAUAACUAUUUAUGUUUGUAAAAAAGCCAAAGGAAGUGUUUUAUUUGAGAUAUUAUGUGAACAAAUUGACUUGAAACAGGAAUGUGACUAUUUCGGAUUACAAUUUACUGACCAUGCAUCCAUUCAACACUGGCUUGACACCACCAAAUCCAUCAAGAAACAAGUGAAAAUUGGGCCACCUUAUACUUUUCACCUGCGAGUUAAAUUUUAUUCAUCUGACCCUAAUAAUUUGAAAGAUGAAUAUGUGCGUUACCUCUUCUUUUUACAGUUGAAAAAUGAUUUAUUAACAGGCAAACUGCCCUGUGCUCCAGAAAAUGCAGCAAAACUUUGUGCACUAAGUCUUCAAUCAGAGUUUGGUGACUUUGAUGAAGAUCAACAUGAUAUCAACUUUGUUUCAUCUUUUAAAUUUAUUCCCAAUCAAAAUGAAAGUAUAGAAAGAAAAAUAAUUGAGGAAUGGGACCGAUUGAAGCCUAAACAGGUUCUGGAUAAUAAAAUGACUGACAAAGUUUCCAUUACGUCGACAACAUCAAUGAACCCAGCCAAUGCUGAAAAAGCCUUUCUAAACAAAGCAAAAUGGCUUGAAAUGUAUGGUGUGGACAUACAUACUGUUCUUGGAAAAGAUGGAAAUGAAUAUUCCUUAGGUUUAACACCAACUGGUAUUCUUGUAUUUGAAGGAACAUCAAAAAUUGGGCUAUUUUUCUGGCCAAAAAUCAUCAAAUUAGAAUUUAAAGCAAAAAAGUUAAUAUUAGUUGUUGUUGAGGAUGAUGACAGUGGUCGCGAACAAGAGCACACAUUUGUUUUCAGAAUGCCAACAGUAAAGUCAUCUAAACAUUUAUGGAAGUGCGCUGUUGAACAUCAUGCCUUCUUCCGUCUUAAAUCUACACAAAUUAAUCAACCAGUUUACCAGAAAAGAAAUUUAAUGAGAAUGGGAUCUCGUUUCAGGUUCUCUGGUAGAACUGAGUUCCAAGCAACUCUUCACCAAGAAAAAGUCAAAGAGCCAGAAAGAAAAUUUGUAAGGAAACCUUCACAAAGGUAUACCAGCUGUAAAAGGAUUAAUACAAUAGACGCAAACAUUAAAAACAACGAAAGAAGUAAUGCAGCUAAAUUGUCAUUAAAUAGUUCCAAGAUUACCAAUAAUUCAUCGGAUGGUGAACCAAAAAAGAAGCAAUAUUCUGAACUGAAAAGUAAAAAAUAUUUAGAAACAAAGAAUUUGAAUUCUGAUGUUGAAAGCAAAAAUAAAAAGAAACCAGAAAGAACCAAUAUCUUGGCAACCUUUGAUAUGACCAAAACAAGCGAACCAGAUGUUGCAAAGGAAAAACCAGAAACACCCGAAAGUAGAUUAGAUAAAUUAAUAAAAUCUGUGACCGAACAUGGCCCAAUCAUAACACCUGAAGCUGAAAUUUCCUCUUCUAAGGGUUGUCUUACUAUUCCACUAGUCGAUGAUGAGGAUUUUGAUGAUGAGGAGGAAGAAAUAAAACUUGAAGUCCCCAAGGGUACUAAUCCAUUUUUAACCAAUGAUAUUGAACCGAACUGUCCUGUGGAACUUGCGGAUUCAGCAAAAGUGAUUUUAAAAAAUGAACCAGCCUUUAAAAAAUUGCAAGUUACUAAUGAGGAAAGUGAAGAGUUCCUUGAAAAUGAUAAAAUUGAAUUAGAUACUGAUAAACCGAUUUUGGGUGUAGAGACUCAAUCUUCCAAUUCAGAAAAGUUAAACAAUCAUCGAACGUCUUCAAUACAUAUUGAUCAUGACCAGGAGAAUGAUAAUAAUGAUACAAUGAACGAAGAAGAUGAAUCACUUUUAACUGAGACUUCAUUUGCAACAAUAAUUCCCAUUACCAUGUCAAUUUCGUUACCCAAAACAUCUAUAAUAUCACCUCAACCAUCGCCAAUCAAACAUUAUCGCCCAUCAUCUAAAUUAAUUGAUGAAGUGGAUAAAGAGGGACGGAAAAAUCUUCCGAGACGGUCAAACACCACAAUAUCUAAAAGCAGCAUAAUUUCAACUGAGCUGUGAAUGCAAUUGUCGCAUCUCUAUUUUUAUUUUUAAGUCAUUCUAGAUCUCUUAAUUGUGUUUAUACAUCUCAUGUGAGCCAUUGAUGAAUAUGCAGAUUUAUCAAACAUUUUUUAAUGUUUAUGUUUUUUUGUAUUUGUGUUGUUCAUCAAUUAUCUAAUGUCUUUUAGUAAGAAUAAUCAAGUGUUUCUAUAUUUUCUUAAAAAUAGUAAUCAAUCACUGUAAUUAGGAAAUCAAGAUGUUCCUCUUCACCUUCUUUGGUUACUUCAAAAUCGUCUUACUAACAAUGCCUUUAAGGAAAGUUCAAAACUAAAUGAAGCCUUGCCUCGAUCAAAAAUCUACCCAAGUCGCCUAAUUUGAUUGAAAGCAUCAAGUGUAGUCAG
Molecule: messenger RNA, 2861 nt
Organism: Tetranychus urticae (two-spotted spider mite)
Lineage: Eukaryota; Metazoa; Arthropoda; Arachnida; Trombidiformes; Tetranychidae
Product: band 4.1-like protein 5
Biological process (GO): actomyosin structure organization
Cellular component (GO): cytoskeleton
Source: RefSeq, a predicted model, not a curated record